Eimeria mitis is the source of this 3342-nucleotide messenger RNA. RefSeq lists its product as uncharacterized. The transcript is spliced from 6 exons. Bases 1 to 3342 code for a protein of 1113 amino acids. Gene Ontology annotation, cellular component: nucleus. The record is from RefSeq and is a predicted model, not a curated record. Lineage: Eukaryota; Apicomplexa; Conoidasida; Eucoccidiorida; Eimeriidae.
AUGAGCUGCAGGCGCAGCAGCAAGUUGCAGCAGCAGCAGCAGCUGCUGCUGCAGAAGCCGAGGCGGUGCAGGCAGAGCAGCAAGCAGCAGCAGCAGCAGCAGCAUGCUGCUGCUGCAGCAGCUGCUGCUGAACCUGCCGCCGGUGCAGCAGCAAAGUCGGCCCUCGAUGCUGCAGCAGCAUGCUCUCCGCCGCAAGAGCAGCAGCAGCAGCAGCAGCAGCAGCAGCAGCUGGAGCAGCAGCAGCAACGGGAACAGGCGCCUCAGCAGCAGGAUAUCGUAGCAUCUCCUGCUGCAGCUGCAGAUGCAGCAGCAGCAGCAGCAGCAGCAGCAGCAGCAGCAACGUCUCCCGCCCCUUCCAGCGUGGAGAGAAGCAGCCUCCCUGAAGCAGCAGAAACAGCAGCAGCAGCAGCAGCAGCAGCAACAGCAACAGCAGCAACAGCAGCAGCAGCAAGAUCAGUGGCAGAUGCCACCGAUGACUCUGCAGCAGCAGACACAGCAGCAGCAGCAGCAGCAGCAGCAGCAGCAGCAGCGACAGAAGCAGCAGCAGCAGCAGCAACCGAUGCAGCAGCAGCAGCUUCCUCAACAGUGGACAACGGCUCAGAUACUGCUGCAGUUUUAUCUGAUGGCGCAGCAGCAGCAGCAGCAGCAGCAGCAGCAGCAGCAGCAGCAGAAGCAGGUGCUGAUGAUGCUUGCGGCCUAAACACAAAUUUUGGUGCUGCAGUAGGGGCAUUCUCACCGCAGCUGCAGCAGCAGCUGCAGCAGCAGCUGCAGCAGCAACUGCAGCAGCAACUAGAGCAGCAGUUGCAGCUGCAGCAACAGUUACAGCAGCAGCAGCAACUGCAGCAGCAGCAGCUGCAGCAGCAGCAGCUGCUGCUGCCGGAUUGUUUAAACUAUGGAGGAGACAGUCCCUUUGUCUCCUCAGCAGCACUGGAGGGUAUGGGUUUGCCUGGGUUGCCAGCAGCAGCAGCAGCAGCAGCAGCAGCAGCAGCAGCAGCAACAGCAGGGGGGGGGUCUUCGGGUUUGUUUGGUGGCUCCUCUUGCCCGCAGCAGCAAGCAGCAGCAGCAGCAGCAGCAGCAGCAGCAAACCGAUUUGCUUCUCUUGCUGCACUAGCUAAUAUACCUCUACCCCCGCAGCUCUCAGCAGCACAUCCCGCGCUGCUGUCUGCUGCUGCACUGCCGCUGCUGCCGCAGCAGCAGCAGCAGCAGCAGCAGCAGCAGCAGCAGGGAGCUGCAACUCAGGCUGCUGCAGAUCCACAGCCAAACGGCGUGGGCGACCCCAGCAGCCUGCAGCAGCAGCAGCAGCAGCAGCAGCAGCAGCAAUCUCAUGAUACUGCUGCUGCAGCAGAUGAUGCUGCAGCUGCAGCAGCAGCAGCAGCAGCAGCAGCAGCGGCAGCGCCGAUACAGAUGAACGGGCAGGAGCAGUUGCUGCUGCAGCAGCAGCUGCUGCAGCAACACAUCUUGCAACUUGCAGGGCAGCAGCAGCAGCAGCAGCAGCAGCAGCAGCAGCACUUAGCUGCACUGAGAGUCAAGACCGACGCAGCGGAGACAGAAGCAGAGCCUGCAGCAGCAGCAGCAGCAGCAGCAGCAGCAGAUGGAGCGCAGCAGCAGCAGCAGCAGCAGCAGCAGCAGAACGACCACUUGUGGCCUAAGCAGGAGCAGCAGCAAGACGAGCAGCAAAAGAGUACAGAAGACAAAACAGAUGCAGCAGCAGCAGCAGCAGCAGCAGCAGACAAGCAAGAGCAGCAGCAGCAGCAGCAGCAGCUCAGCAACCAGCAGCAGCAGCAGCAAGAUGAAGGCAGCAGAAAGCAGCAAACUGAGGAUUUCUCUUCUCUCUUAAAAUGCUGGCCGGCCAGCAGCAGCUACCCAAUGAUGCUGCAGUUUCCUUCUUUUGGUGCAGCAGAUGAGCUGCAGCUGAAGGGUGGAGACAGCACGCAGCAGCAGCAGCAGCAACAGCAGCAGCAGCAGCAGCAGCAGCAGCAGCAGCAGCAGCAGCAGGGUUCAUUGGCAGCAGCAGCAGCAGCUGCUGCUGCUGCUGCUGCUGCUUCCGUUGCCUUUGACCCUUUUGCUGCUGUCAGCAGCGACGAGCAUCUCGCGCUGCUGCAGCACAUCCGCCUUUUAUCGUUGAAGACAGCAGCAGCAGCAGCAGCAGCAGCAGCAGCAGCAGCAAAAGACAAGUCACAGGAUACAACAAGUCCUGCUGCUGCAGGAACAGCAGCAACUGCAGCAACUGCAGCAGCAGCAACUGAGAAACGAGAUGGAGAUGCAGCAGCAAAUGCUGCUGCUGCUGAACCGGGGGACUCCGAAGCAGCAGCAGCAACAGCAGCAGCAGCAGCAGCAGGAGAAACAGCAGCAGCAGCAGCAGCAGGAGGGCCCGAAGCAGCAACAGAGGCGGCUUCAGGUGACCCGUCCUCCGCAGCAGCUGCUGCAGCUGCAGCAGCAGCAGCAGCAGCAGCAGCAGCAGCAGCAGCAGCAGAGAAAGAAGCAGCAGAAGAAGCAGAGGAGAGAGUGCUGACGUUGAGAGAAGAGCAGCAGCAGCAACAGCAGCAGCAGCAGCAGCAGGAGGAAGAUGCUAUCGAUGAGAGGCUGAGGGCCGUCAGCAGCUUCCUUAAAUCCCUAGAGGGAACAGCAGCAGCAGCAGCAGCAGCAGCAGCAGCAAACCAACCAUCGUGGGUGUUCCCUGACCUGCUGGGGCGGGGCCUUGCUUCGGAAGCUUUGCUGCAGUCUGCUUUGUUUCAGUGGGUAGCAGCAGCAGGAGCUGGGGGCCCCGAAGCAGCAGAAGGGGGAGCAGCAGCAGCAGCAGCAGCAGCAGCAGCAGCAGCAGCAGCAGGGGGAGGAGCAGCAGCAGCAGCAGGAGAAACCUCAGGCGUCACCACGCAGCAAGGGGGGUUGUUUCUAGGUAUGCUGCCGGACAUACAUGCUGAGCAGCUGCUGCAGGAGCAGCUGCUGCAGCAGCAGCUGCUGCAGCAGCAACUGCUGCAGCAGCAGCUAGCAGCAGCACACCCAGAUGCAGCAGCAAUCACAAAGGGACUGCUGCAGCAGAGCAGCAGCAACAGCUUCGGGGAUUUCUCCACCAGCGCGCUGCAGGCGUCGCAGACAAACACAAAACGAUCCAGUGCAGCAACUGCAGCACCAGCAGCAGCAGCAGCAGCUGCUGCUGCUGUUGCUGCUGCUGCUGCUGCAGCAGGAUGCGUGCAAGAGCAGCAGCAGGAGCAGCAGCAGCAGGAGGAGGUGUACAAUCGUCAUCUUCUCAAUCUGUCUCCUCCGGUGGUGGUUCUAGCGGCACAACAGCAACAGCAGCAGCAGCAGCAGCAGCAGCAGCAGCAGCAGCAGCAGCAGGACUAG